AUGUCAUUUGUAGCAAGCGCCAGGUCCGCGGCCGCGCGACGGCGCCGCCUGGUAGCCCCGGGCCUCACGACUCGGCCUGGGUAUUCCGACUUCACUCAGGGUGAUGGCUGGGGCGAGGGCGAUGUCGACGAAGACGAGGGAUGCGACCAAGUGGCCCGCGACCUGCGGGCAGAGUUCUCAGCCGGGGCGUCCUCGGAGCCCAAGAGGGCCCCGCGACUCCCAGGAAUCGGGGACGGGUCGCCCGUCCUGCCCGAGAAGCGCAACAGCAUCUUCCCGGCCACUGCGGCCACCAGAAGCCAGGCUCGGCGGUGGCCUGUCCAGGUCCUCUCCAUUCUGUGUUCGCUGCUCUUCGCCGGCCUAUUGCAUGCACAAAAUUUGAAAAAUGAAGAUGAUGUAGAUACUGGGCUGUUAGGGUUCUGGUCUCUGCUGACACUAUCUCUAACAGCUGGGUUCUCCUGUUGCAGCUUCUCUUGGACAGUGACUUAUUUUGAUUCUUUUGAACCAGGAAUGUUUCCGCCUACUCCUCUUUCACCUGCUAGAUUCAAGAAACUGACUGGACAUUCUUUCCACAUGGGCUAUAGUAUGGCAAUUUUGAAUGGCAUUGUAGCUGCUCUUACUGUGGCGUGGUGCCUCAUGUAGGGUAAUAUUGCUGGUGAAAGUCCUGAUUGUUUUAUAGUAACAGAAAUGAACAUUGCCUACUCAGAAGACUGAAAUGUGAUUCAGAUACAUACCGUCAUCAUCAUCGUCGUCAUUAUGGAAGACCUUAUAGAGCAUCAUUUCAGAUACUAGGCAAUGGGAAUAUUUGAGUACUUUCAAAUACUUUCUUAAAAGUAUAAGAUGUUUACCUCAUCUUUUUACUUUGGUUUAUGUAGUUUUAUA
Messenger RNA from Onychomys torridus (southern grasshopper mouse), 879 nucleotides. RefSeq names its product ADP-ribosylation factor-like protein 6-interacting protein 6. Bases 1 to 639 code for a protein of 212 amino acids. The record is from RefSeq and is a predicted model, not a curated record. The transcript has a single exon. NCBI's taxonomy places the organism in Eukaryota, Metazoa, Chordata, Mammalia, Rodentia, Cricetidae.